This is a messenger RNA of Arabidopsis lyrata subsp. lyrata, 1108 nucleotides long. Its product is annotated as binding partner of ACD11 1. The transcript has 6 exons. The coding region runs from base 120 to 956 and encodes 278 amino acids. The record is from RefSeq and is a predicted model, not a curated record. Gene Ontology annotation, molecular function: RNA binding. NCBI's taxonomy places the organism in Eukaryota, Viridiplantae, Streptophyta, Magnoliopsida, Brassicales, Brassicaceae.
GAAACGUACUUAAAUAAAUAAAUUUGUUCACUGGUGAGACUCAAAAGGACUUGAAUAUUGAAAUCCUCCAUAUCCUCUAUACUUUACGCGUACUCGAGAUUGAGAGAAUCAUUUCGACAAUGUCGGUAACGGCUGCUUUCAUUGAUUCGGAUCAAACUCACAACAACAUUCUAAUGGAUUCACAGUCAACUGUCUCCGGUGUGAAAACUGUCAAGAUAAGCAAUGUUUCACUACUUGUUUCUAAGAAAGAUAUUAAAGAGUUCUUUUCUUUCUCUGGUGACAUUCAGUUCCUCGAGAUGCGAAGUGAGACACAAGAAAGUCAAGCUGCUUAUGUUACUUUUAAGGAUCCUCAAGGCGCACAAACUGCAAUGCUCUUAACGGGAGCUGUCAUUGCAGAUCUUCGUGUUAGUAUUACUCCUGCUGUGAACUACGAGCUGCCACCAGAAGCCCUUGCACUUGACUCGGAAAGUUCGUUUAACGGUUUCACUGUCAAGAAAGCUGAAGAUGUGGUGAAUAUCAUGGUGGGAAGGGGUUAUGCUCUUGGAAAAGACGCAAUGGAGAAAGCCAAAGCAUUUGACGACAGACACAACUUGAUCUCAAACGCUUCUGCAACCAUUGCCUCGCUUGACGAUAAGAUGGGUCUGAGCGAAAAGCUAAGCAUAGGAACUACUGUGGUGAAUGAGAAGUUGAGAGAUAUCGAUGAGCGUUAUCAAGUCAGGGAGAUAACGAAAUCUGCUUUAGCAGCUGCAGAAGAGACAGCAAUCAGUGCAAGAACAGCUUUAAUGGCGAACCCUUAUGUAUCAAGUGGAGCUUCGUGGUUUUCAAACGCGUUUGGCGCAGUGUCAAAGGCGGUUAAAGAGAAAGUUGAGAAUGGGGGAGAGGGAAGAAAGGAGAUCAUCACACUUGAUCCCUCUUCACCUAAAGAUCCUGCUGUAGUUCCUGUUAAGCUCGGUUGAUGCAGAUCUCAUCAAACCAAUCGGAUCUCGACUAAAUUCUUUGAUAGGUUUGUUGUUCAUAUAUAUGCUUUCGUAUGCUAAAGAUAGAUAAAAAUACAUAAACCAUAAAAGGUGUUCUUACAUUCAGACAGCAUUUUGUUCCUCUCUCAAAA